Messenger RNA from Populus trichocarpa (black cottonwood), 1766 nucleotides. RefSeq names its product sugar transporter ESL1. Gene Ontology annotation, cellular component: membrane. The coding region runs from base 193 to 1623 and encodes 476 amino acids. Gene Ontology annotation, biological process: carbohydrate transport; transmembrane transport. Gene Ontology annotation, molecular function: sugar transmembrane transporter activity. The record is from RefSeq and is a predicted model, not a curated record. The transcript has 18 exons. Lineage: Eukaryota; Viridiplantae; Streptophyta; Magnoliopsida; Malpighiales; Salicaceae.
AGUUGAACUCUGUAUGGACAUGGCUUAAUUUAAUAUCCAUUUAAAAUAAAGCACCAGUAGACAGAGCGUGAAAAUGACUUCUCAAUUACCCCCUUCCCUAAACGCAAUAUUCUGUUCUUUAUUUCCAACGUUUGAAGCUCAGCAGCCUGUCUUGUCUUGUCUACCCUUCUUUGUUGCCCAGAAACUAAAAUAAUGGAGCGGGACGGCGUAGAAGGGCUGGGAUCAGCAACAAGCCCUCUACUUCUUGCUGAAAAGAUCACCGGUGACAGCAACAAGCCAACCGGCGAUCACUCCAUCACUCCUCUUCUUGUCUUUAGCACCUUCGUUGCUCUCUGUGGUUCCUUCAGCUAUGGAUGUUCUGUGGGUUAUUCAUCUCCUGCAGAAUCUGGAAUCAUGGAAGAUCUAGGCCUCUCUGUUGCUGCAUACUCAGUUUUUGGUUCGAUAGUGACCAUAGGAGGAAUGAUAGGUGCAAUCUUAAGUGGGAAGAUGGCAGAUCUCAUCGGUCGAAGAGGAACAAUGUGGAUAUGCCAAAUAGUCUGCAUGGCAGGCUGGCUAGCAAUAGCAUCUGCUAAGAAUGCUUGGUGUGUGGACAUUGGAAGAUUCGUAGUUGGAGUCGCCAUAGGGAUUCUUACUUAUGUGGUGCCUGUAUAUAUUUCAGAAAUAACACCUAAGAAUCUUAGAGGAAGAUUUACUUCGGCUACUCAGUUAUUAGUAUGCUGCGGCUUUGCAGUAACAUUUUUCGCUGGAAGUAUUGUAGGUUGGCGUGCCUUGUCUCUACUUGCUACUAUUCCAAACAUAGUGCAGAUUGUUUGUUUGUUCUUCGUUCCAGAGUCUCCAAGAUGGCUGGCAAAACUCGGUCGUGAAAAAGAGUUUGAAGCUACAUUGCAACGUCUUAGGGGAACGAAAUCAGAUAUUUCUGAAGAAGCAGCUGAUAUCAGAGAUGCUAUAGAAACUUUGAAACACACCUCAGAUGAAGCUAGAACUCUAGAGUUGUUCCAGAAGAGAUAUGCUUAUGCAAUUAUUGUUGGAGUAGGACUCAUAUUACUACAAACAUUUGGAGGGAAUAGUGCAGUGUCAUAUUAUCUUGGUACCAUAUUUGCUAAAGCUAAUGUUUCAACCUCUGUUGGACCUAUAGUUUUUGCUCUUCUACAGAUUCCAAUAUCUAUUGUAACUAUACUCUUGAUGGAUUUAUUUGGAAGACGAACACUUCUUAUGGCCUCUGCUACGGCAUCAUGCUUAUGCUCGUUCCUUGUAGGGUUAUCUUUCUGCUUCCAGGAACUCCACUAUCUGAAAGAGUUCACCCCAAUUUUGACAGUGGUUGGCAUAAUGGGUUUUGGCUGUGGUUUUGCCUUGGGCAUGUCAGGAAUACCUUGGGUUAUAAUGGCAGAGAUAUUUCCUGUAAAUAUUAAGGCAUCAGCAGGAAGCCUUGUGGUUUUAACUAGCUGGGCUAGUUCUUGGGUUCUGACAUACACAUUUAAUUUCAUGUUGGAAUGGAGUUCAGCUGGAACAUUUUUCAUCUUCAGUGGAAUGUGUGCUUUAACUAUUUCAUUCAUAUGGAGGUUGGUGCCAGAGACAAAGGGACGGACACUGGAAGAAAUACAAUCAACAUUAAUCAGCUCAUAGUAGUAAAAGGGAAAUUCUAAAGAUGGUACAAUGUUGAGCUGAGGACGUGAAAUUUUUCCUUAAUUAUUUUUUAAAACAAUUAUAUGUAAUUGAUUUAUGAAUAUAAAUAAUGAAAUCCUGAGCAAGUUGGGAAAUUACUAUAA